AUGCCUAAAAAAGAAGCUACCGUCAAGACUAAAAACCAGACACGUAGUAUUCGGUCGGGUCUUACGCUUCCUGUCGGAAGAGUUCAUAGGAUUCUUCGUAAGGGGAAUUAUGCGCCUAGAGUAGGUUGUGAAGCCUCUGUGUACCUUUCGGCUGUGCUGGAGUAUUUAUGCUCUGAAAUAUUAGAGUUAGCGGGUAACGCCGCGCUAGAGAAUGGCAGAUCGAGAAUAUCUCCCCGUCACAUACUGUUGGCAAUUGGCAAUGAUGUGGAACUAGACAAAAUGCUCACCGGAGUGACGAUAUCACAGGGUGGUGUCAUACCUAAGAUAAUGCCACAAUUACUACCAAAGAAAACUGCUGUUAAGAACUACAACAUCACUCCUAAUAUUGCUGGCUCUUCUCAGGAGUAUUAAUUUAACUCUGCUGUUUAUUUCCUUAUUUAUAAUUGUCUUUUUUUUGGUUAUUACGAAAAUAUAAACAGUGAUAAUCAUUAUUCAUUAUUAUAAUUGUCAUAUUAAUUUUUUUUGUCAUAAGUUAAUUUAUUGUUUUAUUUUUUAGUAAUUUUAGGUUGAUGUAUUUGUAUUAUUUAUUAAAUUGUAUGAAAACCUGCUAAUUUUAAAUUUGCAAAUAAAACUGUUCAAAUGGUAAUUUA
Molecule: messenger RNA, 650 nt
Organism: Melitaea cinxia (Glanville fritillary)
Lineage: Eukaryota; Metazoa; Arthropoda; Insecta; Lepidoptera; Nymphalidae
Gene: H2ax-l
Product: histone H2A, sperm-like
Exons: 3
Coding region: 1-411 (136 amino acids)
Cellular component (GO): nucleosome
Molecular function (GO): protein heterodimerization activity; structural constituent of chromatin; DNA binding
Source: RefSeq, a predicted model, not a curated record